Molecule: messenger RNA, 442 nt
Organism: Spathaspora passalidarum NRRL Y-27907
Lineage: Eukaryota; Fungi; Ascomycota; Pichiomycetes; Serinales; Debaryomycetaceae
Gene: COX8
Product: cytochrome c oxidase subunit VIII
Exons: 1
Coding region: 21-290 (89 amino acids)
Biological process (GO): mitochondrial electron transport, cytochrome c to oxygen
Source: RefSeq, a predicted model, not a curated record
ACCUACACACACAAUUGACAAUGUUGACCAGAUUAGGAUUAAGAGGAUUACCAUCCACCGCCAGAACCACCGCUAGAAGAAACUUCCAAUCUUCUGCCAGAGCCAUGAACGAAAUUUACGGUACUCCAGCUGAAGGUCCAUACUCCAAUAUUCCAUUCAAGGUUGUUGGUAGAAAGGUUAUCCCAUUCUCCGUUUUCUUCUUCGGUAUCAUGGGUACUUUCUUUGCCUUCCCAUUCAUCACCACCUGGUGGCACUUGAAGAAGUCUGGUUCUUUAGCCAAGUCUGACUAGAUAGGAAGUUUUGUUUACACUACUUUAAUUUUCAGUUCAACUUUAUGAUUUCCUUGCAUCAAAUACAGAAAGAUUUACCACCACUACCAGACGGAAUAUUGAUAUAUUCAUAUAGUGUAUAAUCCCAAACCCAAUAUAUAUUCAAGUUUAUG